AUGAGUGAGCAUCCCGCAGCCUCGAGCGGUACUCCUGCCAAGGAGAAACCGCCACCGCCUCAGCAAGUUGUAGCAGACUUCUGGGCUAAAUUUUCCAUCGAACAGCCUGGAAGAGUCACUCGCAUUCUUCCACCUAGUUCCCAUGCGAAACUGCUCAAGAAAGAGAUUUCGAAUGGACCAACACUUGGAAACGUGAAAACAACGCUGGGUUAUGAGGCUGCGAGAGACGAAUGCAGGAAGAAGGUUCAACGUAUUGCGAAUGAGUGCAGACGAUUGAAUGAGAAGUGGUCGGACCCAGACUUCAAUCUCGAAUCAGACGAGGACAACUGCCUGCACGGGCUGAUCGAUAAUGACUCUCCACGAGGGCCCAGCGUAGAUGUCUACGACUUGAGGAACGCACUGAGGGUUCUCAACUCAGCACCAAAUCUUUUAGCUCCGCUCGAGACGAUCUCGUUGCCAGCCCUCGGCAAUAUUCUUGAACGGGAGCCACAUAAGGAUUCAUCGUAUCCUCAAUCCGUGCAUAGGGUCGAUUUUAUAUUCAACAAGCCUCAAUUCACUAUUGACGGCUUCGGAACUUCUGACGUCCAACAAGGCCAGCUAGGUGACUGUUGGUGGGUGGCAUCUGCUGCUGCACUGUGCAAUGUUGACGGUCACAUGGACAAGAUCUGCGUGGCUCGCGAUGAAGAAUGCGGCGUGUAUGGCUUUGUCUUCUUUCGAGACGGCGAGUGGAUUUCCACUGUUGUUGAUGAUAAUCUAUGCCUCAAUUCGGUUGACUUUGAUGAUGCAUAUUCUGCCGCAUACGACCCCAGUGGAAAGAAGGCGAAGAAAUGGAAGGAGCAGAAUCAGACCGGGUCCGAAGCACUCUUCUACGCAAGCUGCGAGGACUCGAACGAAACAUGGCUGCCAUUGCUUGAAAAAGCAUACGCAAAAAUUCACGGUGAUUAUGCCGCUACCGAAUCUGGAUGGGCAGGAGAAGGAGUUGAGGAUAUGAGCGGCGGAAUUGCAACUACUAUCAAUCUCAACAGGAUCUUGAGCAAGGAGAGGCUUUGGCAAGAGCUUCUACGAGCAAAUAAGGACUUCAUCUUCACGAUCUCGACACCCGGUGCGGAGGGAGGAGACUCCGAUUCACGAAAUGGGUUGACUAGUCAACACGCCUACACCGUGCUUGAAGCUGUUGAACAUGAGAACCCCUGGGGCUUGAGAGAUCCCACAGGCAAGGGUGAAUGGGACGGUUCCUGGAGCGAUGGCUCUAAGGAAUGGACCCCAUACUGGAUGGAAAAGCUCAAGCACAAGUUUGGUGACGAUGGGGUGUUCUACAUUUCCUUCGAGGAUAUGCUGAAGCGAUUCAACUUACUUGAUCGGGUGCGCUUGUUCAAUGGAGACGACUGGUACAUUUCGCAGUGGUGGACGAGCGUCACUGUCCCAUGGAUGGCCACCUACUUGGACGAUUCCAAGUUUGUAGUUGAUGUCACGGAGCCCGGUAUCGUUGUAUUCGCUCUUUCGCAGCUCGAUGAGCGCUAUUAUCAGGGUCUCGAGGGCCAGUAUAGUUUCGACCUUCACUUCCUCCUUCGGCAGGCUGGGUCUGACGACCAUAUUGCGCUUGCUGGAUCGGAGCUCCGCGCACGAUCCGUUAGCGCGGAACUUCAACUUGAGCCAGGAAAGUACGAGGUGGUUCCCAAGAUUGUCGCUUAUAGAAACAAAGACGACGAUCUUGUCGAGGAAACGGUGAAGAAGGCCGCGGAAUCAAACCCUCGAAAGCUCCAGCAGAUCGGGCUGAAUUAUGACAGAGCGCACCUCAAGGCAACUCAGUGGAACCCCAUCUCCGAAACUUCGAAGGAUCCCAAGUCGACACCUACUCAAGAGUCCAAGACGUCGGAGCAGCCUACAGACGAAAAAGUGGUGGCGAGGCUAGAAACAUUAGCGAUCUCUUCGUCUCAAGGGGUUACUGCCACAGAGAGUACUGAUGCAGGUCCAGUGCAGACUGACACCACCAAGGAUGAUGAAGUCAGGCGAGAGCAGCCACCGGGCACAUCAGCCGUGGGCUCAGUUGCCACUCAACGAGAUGAGCCACAGCUUGAUGUGCCUUUAGGUCCCGAGGGUGAGGGCGAGGGUGAUCGUGAUUAUGAUCAUGAUCACCAUGAUCAUGACCAUGAUCAUGGUCCCGACAACAUUGAGCAGCAACCGAAGACAGAAGAUCAGCCAGAUGAAGCCAAGCACGCAGCAGGCCCAUGGAACGCCUCUGACUUCGGAGGAGCUCUGUCUCCCAUCGGCCUGAAGCCAUUCAUCUAG
This is a messenger RNA of Diaporthe amygdali, 2289 nucleotides long. RefSeq names its product Calpain-9. Gene Ontology annotation, molecular function: calcium-dependent cysteine-type endopeptidase activity. Bases 1 to 2289 code for a protein of 762 amino acids. The record is from RefSeq and is a predicted model, not a curated record. Gene Ontology annotation, cellular component: cytoplasm. The transcript is spliced from 8 exons. NCBI's taxonomy places the organism in Eukaryota, Fungi, Ascomycota, Sordariomycetes, Diaporthales, Diaporthaceae. Gene Ontology annotation, biological process: proteolysis.